Messenger RNA from Macroventuria anomochaeta, 903 nucleotides. RefSeq names its product uricase. Gene Ontology annotation, biological process: purine nucleobase catabolic process; urate catabolic process. The coding region runs from base 1 to 903 and encodes 300 amino acids. NCBI's taxonomy places the organism in Eukaryota, Fungi, Ascomycota, Dothideomycetes, Pleosporales, Didymellaceae. The record is from RefSeq and is a predicted model, not a curated record. Gene Ontology annotation, molecular function: urate oxidase activity. Gene Ontology annotation, cellular component: peroxisome. The transcript has 3 exons.
AUGUCUCAACUUAGCUACGCACGCUACGGCAAGGACAAUGUCCGCCUAUACAAGGUUGAUAAGGAUCCCAAGACUGGUAUUCACACUGUUGUAGAGCAGACUGUCCGCAUUCUGCUCGAGGGAGACAUUGAGACCUCCUACACCAAGGCAGACAACUCAGUCAUAGUCGCAACAGACACCCAGAAGCAGACUACCUACAUCCUCGCCAAGCAGAACCCCAUCGAUCCUCCCGAGCAGUUCGCUGCCAUCAUUGGCAACCACUUCGUUAACACUUACUCGCACAUCCAUGCCGCGCAUGUCAAGAUCAUCCAGCACCGAUGGACUCGUAUGGAAAUCGACGGCAAGCCUCACCCACACUCGUUCUACCGCGACGGUGACGAGAUCCGUGUCGUCGAGGCAGUAACAAGGGAGGGACAGGGCUCCUCUAUUCGCUCCAAGAUCGAAAAGCUGCUCGUGCUCAAGAGCACUGGUUCUGCUUUCCAUGGCUUCCACCGCGACGAGUACACACGUUUGCCUGAGACUUGGGACCGCAUUCUCAGUACAGAUAUUGAGGCUGGCUGGCAAUGGAAGCUCUUCAAGACGCUGGAGGAGGUCAAGGCAAUUGACUUCAACGGUGCUUGGAAGGCGGCAAGGGACAUCACAUUGAAGAUCUUCGCCGAGGACGACAGUGCCAGUGUGCAGGCCACCAUGUACAAGAUGGCCAACAACAUUCUUGCUGUUGUUCCUCAGAUCGAGGCAGUUGACUACGCUCUGCCCAACAAGCACUUCUUCGAGAUUGACCUCUCGUGGCACAAGGACAUCAAGAAUACCGGCAAGGACGCGACCGUUCUCGCUCCCCAAUCCGACCCCAACGGCCUCAUCCAGUGCACGGUCACUCGCAAGCCCACCAAAUCCAAGCUAUAG